Molecule: messenger RNA, 2421 nt
Organism: Prorocentrum cordatum
Lineage: Eukaryota; Dinophyceae; Prorocentrales; Prorocentraceae
Source: the annotation of a GenBank genome assembly
AUGAACGACGAGGACGAGACGAAAAUGAACUUGCCGAACCACACUUGCGUGGAGUUCGGGUCCCGAAAUUCAUGGUGGCCAAACCGGUCCUACGGCCUGGCGGUGAUGUUCAACGCGGAGAUGAAGGGCACUCUGCAGCAGAUCUCGUUCCCACCAAGGCCAAGGGGCAUCGAAGGGCGGAUCGCCAUGAAUAAAUUUCGCAUUGGGGCACGUACGGACUUUGUCCCAAUGUACGAUGAGGGUGAGGAGUACAAGGGGGAGUACCUGUGCAUGCACGAGCUGUACGACGGCACAGCUUUCGGAGCCACGUUUCCGACUAUGAAGGGUUUCGUCAUAUUGGAGAACAAGAUGUCACGCCUGCACAUGGGGGACCUCAUCCCAUACAAGCGAGCCAAGGCCGCCUACGCCCAGAAGGAGGCGCCCGCCGCCGCCGGCCCGCCGCCGCCGGAGGCCGCGCCCGACGGGCAGCCGGCGGCGGGCAGCCGGCAGCCGUCCCUGGUGAUACUCGGCCCCGCCGAGCCGCCGCUGCCGGGGGGCGUCGACCCCAUGUGCAGGCCCCCCGACGAGGCGCCCAGCCCGGGCGGGCUCCCCGGGCCGGCGGCGCCGCCAGACGGCGGCGUCGCGGCCGCCGACGCUGCCCUGGCGCCGCCCGGCGCCGAUGGCCAGGUCGAGGACGAGCGCCAGGCGGUGGACAGAGCGUCGGAGGUGCAGGCGACGACGAGCUCCUGCAGCCCGCAGGUUCCGGACGCGGAGAGCUCCGUGUGGCAGUGGCUGCACAAGAGCGGCUACCGGUGCUACGAUGAGGACGCCAGCGGCCGCAUCGAGAGCGCCUGGCGCGGCGGCGAGCCGAAGGUGCGGCUGCGGUCGGGGAAGUGCGGGAAGAGGCCCAUGGAGGUCUUCUUCGCCGACAUGGUCCAGCUGGACCCCCUGACGGGCAACUCCCGGAGCGUGAGGCGCGUCGGCCGCGAGAGCCUCUUCAGGUGGACAACGCGGAACUUCAACAUGGUUCGGAAAAAGCUCAGCAAAGGGCAGAUGCGCUGGGAGACCUCCAGCGAAUACCGCAAGAGGCAGAUCAAUCGGAAGCAGAGUCUGGAGGACGCGGAGCAGCCAGCUCUGGGAUAUGCGAUGGUGCGCGGUUCUCAGAUGUUUAAGAGCAGCAACCUCGCAAGCAGAUCACUGAUGAACGUCCGUGCCAAGCGGCAGCAUAUUGGAUUAUGGUGUGGACGCUUGUUGCAAAGCCUUUUUUGGAGGUUUCUCACCUCCCUUGUGACCGCCACCAACGUCCUGUGGAUUUUCUGGAUGUCAGAGCACUAUCCGGGUAAGCUAUCGUUCGGGUACCCAGCCGGAGUGUUCAUCACCGAGACGUUGUUCAUUGCUUUCUUCUCUGUAGACUUGAUGGUCCGACUGCUGGCAUACAAAGACGCGACGUACGCGCUCCAUUCCAGCUGGUUCCGCAAGGAUGCGUGGGUCGUGCUGGCGAAACUGUUUGACGUGCUAUUGUUCCCCAUUCUGUACUCGCUCCGUUCUGGCAGCGCCCAGUCGGACGUGGAUCCGGACACGUUGUGGUUCUGGCUGGGCCUGUUCGUUCGCCUGAGCACGCUGCUGCGGGUGGAGCGCCUCUUUCGGAUCUUUCCUCAGGCCUCGGGACUUGGCAAUGCCAUCGUGUCUGGGCUGGAACAUGCCGCGAUCAUCAUCCUGAUGAUGGUCGGCGUGGGCUUUGGCUUCGCUGUGCUGCUGAGGACAGGCGUCAGGCACUCCGACAUUGUGGAGCUGUACUUUCCGACCAUGACGGACACGUUUCAGACGCUGCUCGUGCAGGGCCUCUUCUUCGACGGAGUGCUGGACUACCUAGUGGAUUGCAGCGACGAUUUCGUCAGAAUGAUUAUGUGGAUCUUUGUUGGUCAGUAUUGCUUCUUGAAUUUGCUCAUUGGCGUGUUCUCUAGCGCAAUCGCAGAAGCCGCAGCCGAGCAGGCUAGAGCUCGGGAGACGUCGUACCUCGAGAGGAACCUGGCUUCCAUCCUGGAGUGCUACCUCGACGAGUCGCCCGGGGCCCAGCCAGCGAUCGGUACUUCAGGACAGUUGCAUUUGGAUGGAUCGAGCCUGGACAGGAACGAUUUCCACCUGAUUCUGGAGAACCUGGACGUGCUCGACGUGCUGAAGGCCUCUGGCACCGACAUCGAGGGGCUGGAGUCCAUGGAGCACGUCUUGUUCCCGCGAGAUGGCAGCCGGCUGAGCAUCCAAGAUUUGUAUGAGGUCCUUCUGCGCCUCCGCAAGGGUAAGCCUGCCAGCGUGACGGACGUGGUCAAUCUGCGGGAACUCGUCCGCCGUCAACAUGAGAGGCUCAAGGAGCUCGUCAAGGGGGCGCUGGGGCACGAUGCCGCGCAAACCUACUUUGUCGGCGCCUCGGAGCUGCUCAACUGA